AUGCAGAUUUUCGUCAAGACCCUCACGGGGAAGACGAUCACCCUCGAGGUGGAGUCUUCCGACACCAUCGACAACGUCAAGUCCAAGAUCCAGGACAAGGAGGGCAUCCCCCCGGACCAGCAGCGCCUCAUCUUCGCCGGCAAGCAGCUCGAGGAUGGCCGCACCCUGAGCGACUACAACAUCCAGAAGGAGAGCACCCUCCACCUGGUGCUGCGCCUGCGUGGUGGUGGCAAGAAGCGCAAGAAGAAGGUCUACACCACGCCCAAGAAGAUCAAGCACAAGCGGAAGAAGACCAAGCUGGCCGUCCUCAAGUACUACAAGGUCGACAAGGACGGCAACAUUGAGCGUCUGCGCCGCGAGUGCCCCAGCGAUACCUGCGGCGCCGGUGUCUUCAUGGCCUCUAUGCCCGACCGCCAGUACUGCGGCCGGUGCCACCUCACCUACGUCUUUGACAAGCAAUAA
Messenger RNA from Purpureocillium lilacinum, 462 nucleotides. The record is from RefSeq and is a predicted model, not a curated record. Lineage: Eukaryota; Fungi; Ascomycota; Sordariomycetes; Hypocreales; Ophiocordycipitaceae.